Molecule: messenger RNA, 789 nt
Organism: Drosophila teissieri
Lineage: Eukaryota; Metazoa; Arthropoda; Insecta; Diptera; Drosophilidae
Exons: 2
Coding region: 75-566 (163 amino acids)
Source: RefSeq, a predicted model, not a curated record
UGGCCAUCAUUCCGUGACUUCAACGCGCCGCGUCAACUGCAGAUACACUUGCUCACUCGAACGCCACACCCAAGAUGUCCAAGCUUAGCCUGUUCCUGCUGGCCGCCCUGCUGGGCUGCCUUGUGUCCGGCGGAGCGGCUGGGAAAAUACGCGUGGAUAGCGCCGGAAUUCGUGUGGUGCACGAUAUCCAUGCCUUUGCCGCCCAGUUUCCGGGUCUGCAGGUGCAGCCAAUGGAGAAGGAGAUCGUGCCGGGCAAGGCCCGUGUCGGAAGCCAAACCGUGCGCUACAACUUGGGUGCCCGCAUUCCCGGCGACGCACUGGUGGCCCAGACAGCCGACACCUACGAGUACCAGCGGGCGCAGGAUGUGAGCGUGCAGCUCACCUAUCCGGAGAGUGGCACUGGUGCCGCCGUGUCCUACGUGGAGCUGCUGUGCACCCAGGACAGCAGUGAGGGCACCGCCUACGUGCUCGCCGGAGGCAUCGGCCAGAGAUUUAUCUCCAUCGUGCUGGAGGCCCAGAACACCAAGUACUUCUCCUACCAGGCUUCGUACUACGGAGUCAACUAAGCAGCUGCUGCAGUUCCUCGUUAGCUCGUUAGCUUUAUAUAUUUUUUUUGGAAAAUGUGACUCCAAUUUGAAAUAUACAUCUAUGUAUAGAGGCAGACUAAAAACGGUUACCUAGACUUAAGUAAUUAAUUUAAUGUCAUUGAUGGGAUAAGAUUACCAAAAUUUGUUAAAAAAAUAACCAAACAUGAUGCCUUAAUUAAAAAUCUUUAUUUUCUACGAACAA